AUGUCCCGCGCAUAUGAAAUGUCUAUACCGAGGACAUGUUGUCGGUAUAAUGUUCUCGGAGUUGGGAGUGCUCUUGGAGUCUUAGUACUUGUUUUUGGUACAUGGAGACUAUACAAAUUCAUAAAGAAAAGAAAAGAAAUUAAACAGAAAAAAAUAUUUUUCAAACGAAAUGGUGGUCUUUUGUUGGAACAGCAAAUACACUCGAGUGAAAACAAUGUCGAGCGAACUAAGUUGUUCGAUUCAAAAGAGUUAGAGAAGGCAACUGAUCAUUUUAAUAUGGACACAAUUCUUGGUCAAGGAGGCCAAGGCACUGUGUACAAAGGAAUGUUAGAAGAUGGAAAAAUUAUUGCAGUAAAGAAAUCUAAAAUUAUUGAUGAAGCCAAAGUCACUGAAUUCAUUAAUGAGGUUGUUAUUCUUACGCAAAUCAACCAUAGAAAUGUUGUCAAGCUAUUGGGAUGUUGUUUGGAGACAGAUGUUCCACUUCUAGUUUAUGAAUUUGUCCCAAACGGAAUGCUUUCCGAGUAUAUUCAUGACAAAAAUGCAGAGUUUCAUUUUACAUGGAGCAUGCGAUUGCAAAUUGCAACUGAAGUUGCGGGAGCUCUCUCAUACUUACACUCAACAGCUUCUUUUCCAAUUUAUCAUCGAGAUGUUAAGUCUACAAACAUACUCCUUGAUGAAAAAUUGAGAGCUAAAGUUGCAGACUUUGGUACAUCAAGAACUAUUUCCUUGGAGCAAACACACUUGAUCACGGUAGUUUAUGGCACAUUUGGUUAUCUAGAUCCAGAAUAUUUUCAAACAAGCCAAUUUACAGAUAAGAGUGAUGUUUAUAGUUUUGGAGUGAUUCUUGUUGAACUCUUGACCGCAGUUAUAUUUGUCAAUUUAAAUCAAUUAUGCGGCUGGCAUGCGUUGGGCUUGUGGGCUGGGCCGAGUGGAGGAAAUGGCAGCAGUUGGUGGCUGGUGGAUGUCUCCGUGGGUCUGGCGCUGCUGGAAGAGAGAUGGGCUUUGGAUGUUAGGCUGGCCCGUUUUGCUGAGCCUGCUGAACGUGGCGGCUGGAGAAUUGAGCAUGGCUGUGAGGGAGAGGCAGCGACAAGUGAUGGCAAGAGGAGCUUCAUUGGGCUGGGGCUGCUUAUGGGCCUUUGA
This is a messenger RNA of Humulus lupulus (European hop), 1140 nucleotides long. RefSeq names its product putative wall-associated receptor kinase-like 11. The transcript is spliced from 4 exons. The record is from RefSeq and is a predicted model, not a curated record. Gene Ontology annotation, molecular function: ATP binding; protein serine/threonine kinase activity. Gene Ontology annotation, biological process: cell surface receptor signaling pathway; protein phosphorylation. NCBI's taxonomy places the organism in Eukaryota, Viridiplantae, Streptophyta, Magnoliopsida, Rosales, Cannabaceae. Gene Ontology annotation, cellular component: plasma membrane. Bases 1 to 1140 code for a protein of 379 amino acids.